Molecule: messenger RNA, 2445 nt
Organism: Sus scrofa (pig)
Lineage: Eukaryota; Metazoa; Chordata; Mammalia; Artiodactyla; Suidae
Gene: TMEM143
Product: transmembrane protein 143
Cellular component (GO): mitochondrion
Source: RefSeq, a predicted model, not a curated record
GGUCGCGCAUGCGCAACCGAGACGCGUCCUUAGAAGAAAAAUGGUUCCCCCACCCGGCUCCAAGACCCAGGAUUUGCGCAUGCGUCUUACUGCGGACUGAAGCCGAACCUCGGAGGCCCAGAACGCUUUUCUGCACAUGCGCAAGAGGCUCAAUGACAGUCGAGCGUUGGCUAAGGCUGCGGGGAAAGGGUCUGGCUAUGCUGCAUGUGACCCGGGGGGUCUGGGGAUCCAGGGUCCGAAUAUGGCCCCUGUUGCCCGCGCUCCUCGGGCACCCCCGGGCCCUGUCAUCGCUGGCGGUCAAGAUGGGGGAGUACCGCAAGAUGUGGAACCCCACAGAGCCCCGCGACUGGGCCCAGCAGUACCGCGAACGUUUCAUCCCGUUCUCCAAAGAUCAGCUGCUCCGCCUCCUGAUACAGGAGUUCCAUUCCAGUCCCACGGAGAAAGCGGCUUUGGAGGAGUUUGCGGCUCACGUGGACUUUUGCACCUUGUUCCACUACCACCACGUCCUGGCCCAGCUACAGGCCUUGUAUGACCCUAUCAAUCCUGACAGGGACACCCUUGACCAGCCUUCGCUUACCGAGCCCCAGCGUCUGGCCAAUGAGCAGGAGGUGCUUCAGGCUCUGGAGCCCCUGCUGGCCCAGGCCAACUUCUCCCAGCUCUCGGAGGACACCCUGGCCUACGCUCUGGUGGUCCAUCACCCUCAGGAUUUGGUCCAGGUGACAGUAAAUUUGGAGCAGUAUAUCUACAUGCAGUUCUGGGCCCUGGGCCAGCGAGUUGGGCAGAUGCCCCGUAAGUCCAGCGUGGGCUCCAAGCGUGGCUUCUUCAAAUCGCCCCCUGCAGAGAGGAGAUACUUCAAGCGGGUGGUGCUGGCUGCCCGCACGAAGCGGGGGCACCUGGUGCUGAAGAGCUUCAAGGACACGCCACUGGAGGGCCUGGAGCAGCUGCUGCCAGAGCUGAAGGUGCGCACGCCCACCCUGCAGCGUGCCCUGCUCAACAUCACGCUGGUCGUCUCAGGGAUGGUGUGCUUUGUCAACGUGGGCAUGGUGGUGCUCUCCGACCUCAAGAUGGCCACGUCCCUGCUGCUGCUGCUCUUCGCUGCCUUCAUGGGCCUGCGCGCCUCCAAGAUGUUCGGACAGCGCCGCAGCGUGCAGGCGCUGGAGCUGGCGCACAUGCUCUACUUCCGCAGCACAUCCAACAACUCAGAGCUGCUCAGCGCCCUGGCCCUGCGCGCGCAGGACGAGCACGCCAAGGAGGCGCUGCUGGCGCACAGCUUCCUGGCCCGGCGGCCGGGCGGGGCUCGCGGCCCGCCGGAAGAGACCUCCCAGUGGCUCCAGUCGGAGGUGGAGAACUGGCUCCUGGCCCAGUCAGGCUGUGACGUGACCUUCAAUGGAACUCGGGCCCUGGCCCACCUGCAAGCCCUGACCCCCAGCAUCGGGAUGUACCCUCCUCCAGGUUUCCCCAAACUGGAGCCGGUGGCUGCUAUCACUUCCCCCAAAGCCGCACCCAGCAGAGACAGCCCCUGACCGAAACCUCCCCACCCGGCCCCGCCCAGCCACCUGGCUGGGAACUAAGCUCCGCCUCCUCCAUUGACAAGCUGUCAAUCACGGCUGCUAGGCUUCGCUGUUCCCCAACCACCAAUUCCUCGUAGGCAAUCACUUCCGUUACCACUUCCCUUUACGCUGUUUUCUUAAACAAAGCCGCGGAUCAAGGCAGCCGGCCGUUGCUAGGCCCCCUCUUCUGAUGAACAGCCAAUCAAAGCUUUUCGGUUCUGCUUCGCUGCCAUCUCUUAGUCCCACCCCCACCAUCAACAUCUUAACGUGGUCUGGCUGAGGAGGGAACGUCAGCCAAUGACAGCUGCUCAACGCUACAAACCACCAGGCCCAGUUGUUAAACGGAGCCCUCCCGAGGCUAUAUAUCUCUGUCUUUUUAGCACGCAACGGGCAAAGUGCCCAUCCUGUUCACCAAGGCGGAGCUCCAGCCCGCGGCCAGUGAGAGCAAUUUAGCCCAGUUCUCUGGCAAACGACCAACGACAGCUGCUGGGCACUAUCAACCUAGGGCAGCCAGUUGUCCCUGCAUAGAGGUCACCAAUCAGAAUGUGUAAAGGAGACCCGAUCUUUCCAUUAGUUGCCUUUACUUAUAAGGCAGGCCAUUCAGACAACUGCCUAUCAGCUUGUCCAGGCUAGAGGAGUUGAGAGCUUUGUGCCAGGUGGAAAGCUGUGGGCCAGGAGGAGCCAGAAACCACCCUCACCCCACGGCUCCCUUCCACUCGGGCCCCAACGACACAACUCAGGUGCCUUCCCUGCCCAGGCAGGGCCCUCAUCCUUUCUACAGAAACUACCUCUGCCUGGAUCUUGCCUCCACCUCUGGCCUGUGCAAUAUUUAUUGGUCUAUCAAUUUCUACCCUGUCCCCUGCCCCAAAGGAAUAAAUCAUGUUUAAUAAGCCUG